Messenger RNA from Suillus subalutaceus, 522 nucleotides. RefSeq lists its product as uncharacterized. Lineage: Eukaryota; Fungi; Basidiomycota; Agaricomycetes; Boletales; Suillaceae. Bases 1 to 522 code for a protein of 173 amino acids. The record is from RefSeq and is a predicted model, not a curated record. The transcript has a single exon.
AUGUACUCAACAGACAAUGACUGCAUCGCCAGUCAAUACCAUACCACACACAAAACGCCCGCCUGCACCUACACCACAUAUUGUGGCAGGCACGGGUGUCCAGCCGUUUUCGUGUACGGUAAUGGCACCGACUGGCUCGCAGUCAACCGCCUCGUCGAUGCCCACUAUCCGGUCUGUACAGGGCGACUCCAUGGGCUUGCUCUUUUACAUCCCCCCUCCGGCAUCCACGGCUCACAACACGUGCCAAGCCCUUCGAAGCUCACCCCCGAGAGCUGGGCUAUCGACAACAACAUUCGCGACGAUGAAGUCGUCGCGAACUCUAGUAAGCAGAGAAAAAAGGAGGGUGAGCGGAAGGAAGAACUGGAAAACGACGAAUACACCCAGGAUGUGCAACCCACAUCUGUCUGGUGCCGCGGAUGUCAGAAGGCUAUCAGCCUUGACAAGCGCUCCAGGUACUACCCUGGAUUGUGGGUCAAGCACCGGGGUAAGUGCCCAGGCAUCCUCAAGAUGGAGGUGAGCUAA